AGGGCAGCGACUAAAGGUGAAAGUACAGAAUGUUGCAUCAGUAAGGUUACAUUUUAAUCGAAUGUGACAAGUCUUAGAUCACGCGCUGCUCUGGAUUGGUUCAGUUCGGGAGAUACCCGGAUUGGGGACGGACGGUGCACUCUACCGUGGAAGACGUCGGCAUGGAUGUUUUGACAGACUCUGACGUGCAAAAGUACCAGGAUGAUGGCUACCUGGUCCUGGAGGGCUUUCUGACGGAGGCUGAGUGUGACUCUCUGCGGGCACGGAUGAAAGAUAUCGUGGAGCAGAUGGACGUUCCACCACACUGCCGUAUACAGUUCUCCACAGAUCAGAAGGAGCAGCUGAAAUCCCAGGGAAGUGCUGACUAUUUCAUCACAAGUGGAGAUAAAAUCCGUUUCUUCUUUGAGAAAGGAGUGUUUGAUGACAAAGGUGAAUUUAUUGUCCCAAGAGAACGUUCCCUGAACAAAGUUGGGCAUGCUCUGCAUGCGUAUGAACCACUAUAUGAAAGGAUCACCCAUUCAGAGAGAGUCCAGGGUUUGGCAAAGAAGUUAGGACUGCAGAGUCCCGUCAUCCUGCAAAGCAUGUACAUAUUCAAGCAACCAGGCAUAGGAGGAGAGGUGACACCGCACCAGGACGCCACGUUCCUUUACACUGAGCCGCUGGGUCGGGUCAUCGGUCUGUGGAUCGCUCUGGAGGACGCCACACUCGAGAACGGCUGCCUGUGGUUUAUUCCGGGAUCACAUUCCAGUGGGAUCAGCCGGAGGAUGGUGCGGACUCCUAAAGGAACCUUUCCUCUGACGGAUUUUGUGGGUCGUGAGCAGGAGUAUGACGACAAGCUCUUUGUUCCUACACCCAUCAAGAAAGGUGGCUUAAUUUUGAUACAUGGAGAGGUGGUGCACCGCAGUGCUCAGAACAGCUCCUCUGACUCACGUCAUGUCUACACUUUCCACAUGAUGGAUUCUCGUGAAACUCGCUGGAGUCCCGAGAACUGGUUACAGCCAACAGAGGAGCUGCCAUUCACCCCACUGUACACUUAAUGAUUCAUACGCAACUGUUACACCAUGCAGCUUCAGUACACUCACCAACCUCAGGUGCUACCAACAGAACCACUAGACAAAUUAUGCACACAAAAUUGCCAGACAGAUUGCCCACACACAUUGUUAUAGAGUCAUACUCAUAUCCUCUAUGUCAUAUGUGAAUAAAAGAUUCUUUUUUUGAGAAA
Messenger RNA from Sardina pilchardus (European sardine), 1222 nucleotides. RefSeq names its product phytanoyl-CoA dioxygenase domain containing 1 (gene phyhd1). The transcript is spliced from 11 exons. Lineage: Eukaryota; Metazoa; Chordata; Actinopteri; Clupeiformes; Clupeidae. The record is from RefSeq and is a predicted model, not a curated record. The coding region runs from base 162 to 1037 and encodes 291 amino acids.